GAAUUAAAAGACCCUUUACAAAGAGAAAGAAAAUUCCCAAAGCCCUUUACAAUUAACAUUAUAUUUUCUCUCUCUUUUGUAAAACAACGACGACAGACAAAGAGAAACGGCUCUCUUUUUCCUUUUCUUAUUGCUUUGCUUUGCUUUCAUUUUAUUUCAUUCCAUUCAUCUCUAUGUUGUAAUUUGUGUAUGUAAAAGAGAGUGGCAGCAAUCAUUGUCCAAGACAGAUAGAUAGAGAAGGCCUUUGUUCUUGGCCCUCGAAUUCUUAGCCCUCGAUUUUGGCCUCUUUCUUUUACUCUCUCUCUCUCUUCCUCAAUUAUUCCCAUUUUUUUCUCUAUUCAUUUCGGUAAUUCUUAGGGAUCUCUCUCUGCAUAUUUAGCCACUGCAAAAAGGGUUGAGGGAAACGCCUAAAUACUUUCCGUUUCUUCGCUUUCGACUGAAUCUGCUGAAUUUUCGCUUCUUCUUUUUUCUGAUUCUGGUUUAACUCUGCCCUCGCCGCCGCCGCCGCCGCCGCCACCGCCGCUGUUUCUCUCCAUUUUUGCUAAUCCUUCACUUCACUGUUUGUUUAAUCCUUCACGACCCAAUUUCGUACCCCACGAAAGGAGAAGACCCAGUUUGUUGUUUUUUGGUUUUCUGUUUCUUUCGCAUCUACAAAUGUGGUGGAUGAUGGGUGAAGGUGGAGGCCAUUACUGUUCCAAGAAAUCUGAUGAUAUUUGUGGCGAUGUUUGUGAUCAGGAAUCCAAUCGAGUAUUGGGGAUGUCUAGACUUCGCUGCAUUUUUCGUGGAUAUGAUGUGAAAACCUUCCUUAUUCUUUUUGCACUGGUGCCAACAUGCAUCUUGAUCAUUUACUUGCACGGACAGAAGAUUUCAUACUUCUUACGGCCGCUAUGGGAAUCCCCACCUAAAGAAUUCAAUAUGAUUACUCACUACUAUGAUGGGAAUGUAUCUAUGGAGAACCUAUGCAAACUCCAUGGUUGGAAAGUCCGUGAAUUUCCACGACGUGUUUAUGAUGCUGUGCUGUUCAGUAAUGAGAUUGAGAUGCUCACCUUGCGAUGGAAAGAACUCUACCCUUACAUUACACAGUUUGUUCUUCUGGAGGCAAAUUCAACAUUUACUGGGAAGCCAAAGCCAUUAUACUUUGCUCGCAAUAGGGACAAAUUCAAGUUUGUGGAGUCAAGAUUUACUUAUGGCACUGUUGGAGGGAGAUUUAAGAAAGGGGAAAACCCGUUUGUCGAAGAGGCAUUUCAGCGGGUUGCACUUGAUCAGCUUCUCAGAAUUGCUGGUAUCACUGAUGAUGACUUGUUGAUAAUGUCUGAUGUUGACGAAAUUCCAAGCAGGCACACAAUUAAUCUCUUGAGAUGGUGUGAUGACAUACCAGAAGUUCUUCAUUUACAACUUAAGAACUAUUUGUACUCUUUUGAGUUCCAUGUUGAUGACAAUAGUUGGAGGGCUUCAGUCCAUAGAUACAAAUCUGGUAAGACAAGGUAUGUUCAUUAUCGCCAAUCGGAUGACCUGUUGGCAGAUUCGGGGUGGCACUGUAGCUUCUGUUUCCGACGUAUCAGCGACUUUGUCUUUAAGAUGAAAGCAUACAGCCAUAAUGACAGAGUUAGGUUCUCUAGUUACUUAAAUCCCAAAAGAAUUCAGAAGAUUAUUUGCAAGGGUUCGGACCUAUUUGACAUGCUUCCUGAGGAGUACACUUUCAAAGAAAUUAUUGGGAAAAUGGGACCAGUUCCUCAUUCCUUCUCAGCAGUUCACUUGCCAUCGUAUCUGCUGGAAAAUGCAGAAGACUACAAAUUCCUUUUGCCUGGGAAUUGCAUACGAGAGAGUGGCUGAUCUCUAACUUCGGCGUCUACCUCCCUGUGAAGGUUAGUUGCAAUGUGGCUUGUCUGACACCUCGUGGACCUUCCAUCCCGAUAGUUGUUGACCGAUAUACAGGCAACCGUGGUGAUCUUUUGCCUCCAGAUAAGCUAAUGUUAAUUCUUUUGGAAGUUGUAACUGCUUGGACGGUUGAACUAAUUCCAUGGGUGGAAGUUAUGUGUAGAUAUCUGCUUUCUUUGGGUUGGUUUGGUUCAAGAAGUUUGAUAUUCAUUGGGUGGGCGAACUUGCUGUUAUAGGAGCCGCAGCAUAUUUUAGAGAAAAACCCCUUGCAUUGCCAUUGUAUUUGAGGCUGUUGUGCUUUCUUCCCUUUACUGGGAAAUUUUGUAUACACGACUAUUAUUUAUAUCAUGUAUUCAUAUUUGCGGUUGACCUGAUUUCUAAUUCUCGUUCUGAUACA
Molecule: messenger RNA, 2275 nt
Organism: Cucumis sativus (cucumber)
Lineage: Eukaryota; Viridiplantae; Streptophyta; Magnoliopsida; Cucurbitales; Cucurbitaceae
Exons: 2
Coding region: 655-1833 (392 amino acids)
Biological process (GO): protein N-linked glycosylation; N-acetylglucosamine metabolic process
Cellular component (GO): membrane
Molecular function (GO): beta-1,4-mannosylglycoprotein 4-beta-N-acetylglucosaminyltransferase activity
Source: RefSeq, a predicted model, not a curated record